GCGGUGGGCCGGGCCGAGCCGCGGGAGGCAUAACAAACAUGGCGGCGGCGGCGGAGGCGGGCGGUGGUCGCGGCGCGGGGCGGCGGUGGAGACACCAACAAAUGGAACAUAAAUUAACUUAAGUCUACAUGAGGCUGGUGACACCUGAAAGAGGGGAAAGUGGAGAAGCUGUACUCUGUGUUUUCUAUCUGACCUAUUGGGAGUACAUUUUGGAGCAUGUUUGCUACUUAGAUAGGUACUAAAAUUCAGGUACAAGAGGCUGUAAACAUAAAGAGUGAAUAUGGGUGAAAAGAAGCCAGAACCUUUGGACUUUGUAAAAGAUUUUCAGGAAUAUCUCACACAGCAGACUCACCAUGUAAAUAUGAUUUCUGGAGCAGUUAGUGGAGACAAGGAAGCAGAGACUCUUCAGGGAGCUGGGACAGAAGGUGAUCAGAAUGGUCUGGAUCAUCCUUCUGUUGAAGUUUCACUGGAUGAAAACUCAGGAAUGUUAGUGGAUGGGUUUGAAAGGACAUUUGAUGGAAAGUUAAAGUGUCGAUACUGCAACUAUGCCAGCAAAGGAACAGCACGGCUUAUAGAACAUAUCAGAAUUCAUACAGGUGAGAAGCCACACAGAUGCCAUUUGUGUCCUUUUGCAUCAGCUUAUGAACGUCAUCUGGAAGCUCACAUGCGAUCGCAUACUGGUGAAAAACCAUACAAAUGUGAAUUGUGCUCCUUUCGCUGCAGUGACAGAAGCAACUUAUCUCAUCACCGCAGACGCAAACAUAAAAUGGUGCCUAUCAAGGGUACAAGGUCUUCCCUAAGCAGCAAGAAAAUGUGGGGGGUUUUGCAGAAGAAGACCAGCAAUUUGGGGUACAGCAGAAGAGCAUUAAUUAAUUUGAGUCCACCUUCCAUGGUGGUUCAGAAACCAGACUACCUUAAUGAUUUCACUCAUGAGAUCCCAAAUAUCCAGACUGAAGCAUAUGAGAGCAUGACAAAAACAACCCAGAGCAGCGGGUUGCCAAGAGAGCCGCAAGACCUUAUGGUAGAUAAUCCUUUAAACCAGCUCUCUACAUUAGCCGGACAGUUAUCUAGCUUGCCACCUGAAAACCAAAAUCCAGCCUCUCCAGAUGUUGUUUCCUGUCAAGAUGAAAAGCCUUUCAUGAUACAGCAGCCUGCUGCACCUGCAGUAGUUUCAGCUGUGUCAGCAAAUAUUCCUCAAAGUUCAUCUCCAACCAGCCCAGACCCUCGGCCUACACACAAUCAAAGGAACUAUAGUCCCGUGGCAGGUCCCAGCAGUGAUCGCAGUGCCCACACCAGUACUCCCAGCAUAAGUAACAGUCAACCAAGUACUCCAGCUCCAACCCUUCCGGUUCAGGACCCGCAGCUUCUGCAUCACUGCCAACACUGUGACAUGUACUUUGCGGACAAUAUCCUUUAUACUAUUCACAUGGGAUGUCAUGGAUUUGAAAAUCCUUUUCAGUGCAACAUAUGUGGGUGUAAGUGUAAAAAUAAGUAUGACUUUGCUUGCCAUUUUGCAAGAGGCCAACAUAGUCAACAUUGACUGAGAACAUGCUUUCAUUUAGUUUUUUAACAUAUUACAGUAUAUUUUUCAUACUUCCUGAAGGAAAGCUUGCACAUUCCCGUAUGAAUCUUCACAUUAAUCAUUUUGACAAGGGAGGCAAAUUUGUUUCUAUGUUGUCAUAAAACUUGCCAGGGAAAUUUUGUAUAAGAUGUGGUUGUUAUUUCAUAUGUAGCCUUUCAAAAAAAGCUGAGAUAGUGCUAUAAGAAUUGGAAUGCAUUCACAUGCUUUUGUUGCUGAAUUUAAGUUGCUUGCACUUAAUCCCAGUAAACAUUCUACAAAUGUAGAAGCAGAGUGUGUCCUGAGAUACAGGAUGCAAUUAUCAGACUAUUAACUAGGCAAGACAAAAUAUAUUAACCAUAAGAUAUGAAAGGUUAAUGCAGUGACACAUAUGACUACUUUGGAGAUGUACUUAUCCAUAAAAAAUUAGCUACUCCAAACUGGAAAAACAAACAGAAGCAACUUUCACAUACAAAUUCAAUUUGGUGUAAAACUUGCUUUAAUGUGAUGGAGGUUAAUAAUAAGUUUUUCCUUAAUAUAGUCUAAACUCUUCACGCCUAGGGCUCAAAUACUAAUUUAACUAUUAUUUUAAAAACUCCUCACAAAACUAGAAGAUAGCAGAUUAUUGUGAAUGAAACUCUGGCAGAAAAAAAGGAAGUUAAAAUCUUGUCAUUCACUAGUUAUACAAAAGAAAAAUAAAGUGAGACACCUUACUUUAAACUACACUUCGCAAAAUUUUACAUCAUUCUUUAUAAAAGAAGGUAAUUGUAAAACAGUCAUAAUAAAGAACUUGUAGAACUAAUAUAUAUUCCAUGAGAUUUUUAACUGCCUUAAACUAAUUUGUACAGAUACUUAAAAUUUGCACAAUUAGACUUCUGUCUUGCAGAUAGAAGUUCUAAUAGAAACAAACAAGAAGUUUACAAAUUAAGUCAUUUGUUCAGUUUCAUCCUGGGCCAAGCUACAACUGAUAGGUUGCCUGUAUGUUUGGAAGUUUUAUAAGCAGGUCUAUUGUAAACUUCAGCUAACUUGGAAGUCAGUUUGUCUUGUUCCCUCCCCCAGAUCUGCUGUUCCUCUAGUGUGCUAGAAAUAAGGGGAGGGGCUUCUGGGUUUUCUGAACUGGUCGUGUAGUAGGUAAAGAAAUGCCAGCUAACGACAUUGGAAGUCAUUGUGAUUAAUAAUUGUAGGUGGCAAAUGGUAACUGAAGAUGUACGUGAAGUCCAUUGCACAUGUUUAUUUUUUUUAUACUGUACAUCUUACUUUAGAAGCACCUAGGCUAACAGACAGGCACUUUAAACCUAGCAAAACUAAUAAAAGCUCUUAAUGUGCUACACAGGAAUUUGUAAUGUUUCAAAAAAGUGAAGAACUGUUACAUUUCCCAUUAUUUAGACAUGCACUUUUAUCUUAGUUUGUCUUAUUUGAGACAAAUUAAAGCUUCCCUUAUAUGUUCCCCUUUUACUGUCAACAAAGUAUGGCAGCAAAUAUAUUUUGUUAAAAGCAGGAAGAUUUUACUAACGUUCUGCAAGUCAGUGGUUGGAAUCUGAAUAGCAAAUGUUUGGCUUAUUCAAAUUGAUAUUGUUACGGGAGCUAAAGCUUCCUGAAGCCAAUGGAAAAACUUACAAUGACUUUGGUGUAAGGUCAACGCAGGAAAAGCCACCCUUCUGAGAAUUCUAGCUUUAGAAUUAAUUUUCAGUUUAAUGAAUUAGAAAUUUGAGAACCAAAUAUCUUUCACUGUACCUAACCUACUUACUGUUGAAUUUUCCAUGCUUAAGUAACCAGUUGAAGGAACUGGAUUCUUGGCUGCACAUAGUCUUGUAGCGGUGAGAUCAAAAAUACACGGUUGAAGUAUUUCCUAUGUAGUAAAGAUGGAUGAUAACAUACUCUCACUCCUAAAAAGAUUUUUGGUUUCAGGCCUGGUUCAAAAUCCUUUUCAGUGCAUUUGUGAAACAAUCUGAUUUUCAUUUUUAAUAAUGAUACUCUUUAUAAUUCCAAAAUAUCUCUUAGUUGCUUUAUACUUUUUAAAUUUAUUUUAUAGGCAAAACUGCAACUCUGUGUGCGUAAACAUACAGAGAGAGCCCUUUAUGUUAAUGACUAAAAGUUGACUGAACUGGAAUCCAGUAGGAAGUUACUGCUCCUGUACAGGUUUUGUAACUUGACUUUUCUAGUCAAAGAAUGUAGAAAUUACAGCUCUCUUUUGAUCACAUAUUGAUACAUUCUACAAUCUGGAUUUAGGUAGAACACAACAACAGACGUUACUGGUGAAGACUAUUACAAUUAGCAAUUUGUAGAGAUAAUUUUCCUUGCCUUUUGGUAGAUGGUGCAAACGUCUAUUCCUAGGCUCUGGCAACUCCAAGAUUCUGAAAUGGUGGAUCAUAGCAGCCAAGUACUCGUUGGUUUGCAGCUCCAGCCUUUCUCCCUCUUGGUAUCGGUAGGGAGAUGAACUCCAGUGAGUGCAAAUGUUUGAGAUUUCAUCCUUCUGAUCUAUUAGGACUUUCACUGGCAGUGCCUGCAAACAUGAUAGACUUUUCGUUUUGCAUCAGCUAAUGAUUUGGCAAUUUAGAAGAAUGACUUCUGAACCAUGAUGCCCGUGAAUGAAAUUUGAGAUAGGAGAACAGGUAGGUCACUACUAGAGGUAGCUGGUAGCAAGAGGAAGCCUGCAAGAUCUUACUGAAAACGGGCCCUCAUUUAGGAGGGGAUCCUCUGUUGCCGGAGAACACAUGUUCUUAAUAGUAGAACUCAGUAUGAAAAAGAAAAUCUAACCCCAAACCUUGCAAAUUGUUGUUUACAAGUGUUCUAAUACUGCUGACUUCAUACCGUUGUUUCUCCUUCAAAGUACCUAAGAAAAUCAGCUUGGACAUCUAUGAACUGUUGACCAAUGAUAAAAAUAAUUAUUUUUCCUUCUUUCCUUGUGCAAGCUCCUAUUUGCAGGGUGGAUUCAUAGGCAGCAGCAGGCUUUGGUAUCUGGACUGGGAUUCUUAAUUUUCUGAUGUAAUACCGUAUGCUCAGUUGUGCCAAACAGUACACUGACUGAUCUGUUUCCUUGUCUACUGAGUAGGUUUGUAAGGUGUAUUUUCCUAUUAGUUUUUCUUAAUUUUGUACAUGCUAUUUACUGUAAUUUAAAGACCAGAAUGAGUACUGGAAAAUUGUUUUAGAGUAUGAUUCUGACUAUUUCCUUGCACAGGCAGGCCUUACUCUGAAUCAGUGAGAGAUAUUUGUCAGGAAUUGUGGACUUGAGUCCUUGGUUAGUAAGACUUUUCAUAUUGAGUUCUCCAUGUGCUACGCUGCACUAACUUUUUUCUUUUUUUUUUUUAAAACCAACAAAUCCUUAUAAGGUGGUGAUUAGCAUUGUAACUUGUAUUAACAGGCAAGUUUGGGAAUGAGCUGAGAUUUUUCCAUAGCUUGACUCUGUUGUAGUUGCAAAACAUUAACUUUGUGGAUUUUUUUGUUUUUAUUGUAAUAGAUUAUUCUAUAGAUUUGUUGAAAUUUUUAACAUGCACUAUUGACAGUACUCAAUACAGACUUACUAUUAUGAGGCUGAACAUCUUAGUAGAUUAUCUCAGUUAAUACUUAAACCAACUGGGAAGCAGCUAAUAGGGAAAAAUAAUUGUUUUUUCAGAUAUAUGUUCAGAUGCAGAGGAUUUUGACAUAAAAUGCUGGUUGGCAUUUUAACACAAAACUCUGUGCUGGAAUACAUGUUCCAACAGUGUUUCCUAGCAAAACGAUCUGUUGUUACUUAUUUUGUUCCAGAAUGUUUGGGGAGUUUGCUCGUUUGGUUUUUGUUUCUUUUUGACAAAGGGAAUGUAAUUUAGAAGUCUUCACUGGCAAGUUUUCUGUUAAUUUUAAUCUACGGCAAAUGGAUGUUCUGCUGCAGGAAAUCUAUCCCCUGCUGAAACAUUUUUCAUUGAGCAAUCUUUGUGUAUGUGCUUCUAAGUACCUGCUUUGUUAAUAAUAUGUAUUUCAGUGUAAAGAGCAUAUUUUGUAUGCAAAAAUGAAACCUGUUAGAGUUGUAAAAUAAAUUUAAUUGUGUAGUGAAUGUUUUCAGAUGACAGUUAAAUCUGAAGUAACUCUGCUAUAUCUGGUGUAGUUCAUGUUGUGAAGCUUUGCUUUUGUAAGAUAGGAAUAAAAUAACACUUUCUAAUUAA
Falco peregrinus (peregrine falcon) is the source of this 5697-nucleotide messenger RNA. It is a transcript of the gene IKZF5, whose product is annotated as IKAROS family zinc finger 5. The transcript has 6 exons. The coding region runs from base 281 to 1540 and encodes 419 amino acids. Lineage: Eukaryota; Metazoa; Chordata; Aves; Falconiformes; Falconidae. Gene Ontology annotation, molecular function: RNA polymerase II transcription regulatory region sequence-specific DNA binding; DNA-binding transcription factor activity, RNA polymerase II-specific. Gene Ontology annotation, cellular component: nucleus. Gene Ontology annotation, biological process: regulation of transcription by RNA polymerase II. The record is from RefSeq and is a predicted model, not a curated record.